Messenger RNA from Penaeus indicus, 1806 nucleotides. RefSeq lists its product as uncharacterized. NCBI's taxonomy places the organism in Eukaryota, Metazoa, Arthropoda, Malacostraca, Decapoda, Penaeidae. The record is from RefSeq and is a predicted model, not a curated record. The transcript has 10 exons. The coding region runs from base 1 to 1806 and encodes 601 amino acids.
AUGGAAACCAUUACAGGUUCAGACCGACUAAGGGAUUUUGAGAAUAGAAGAAGCUGUUUCUACAUCGAACAGAUAGUUCUGAUCAACUACCAACAAAGGGAUUUUGAGAACAGGGGAAGCUAUUUCUACAUCGAACAAAUAUCCUCCUCAUCUUCCUCUUCCUCUUCCUCCUCUCCCUCCUCCUCUUUCUCCUCCUCCUCCUCUUUCUCCUCCUACUCCUCCUCCUCCUCCUCCUUCUCCUCCUCCUCCUCCUCUUUCUCCUCCUCCUCCUCCUCUUUCUCCUCCUCCUCCUCUUUCUCCUCCUCCUCCUUCUCCUCCUCCCCCUCCUCCUCUUCCUCCUCCUCCUCCUCCCCUUCCUCCCCCUCCUCCUCCUCCCCCUCCUCUUCCUCCUCCUCCUCCUCCUCCUCUUCCUCCCCCUCCUCCUCCUCUCCCAGCGAAGCGAGGGAAGUGAAAGCGGAGGAGGAAUAUCCUGUCUUCAGGGAUCUUCAGAGCGAAGCGAGGGAGGCGAGGGAAGUGAAAGCGGAGGAGGAAUAUCCUGUCUUCGGGGAUCUUCAGAGCGAGGCGAGGGAGGCGAGGGGAGUGAAAGCGGAGGAAGAGGUUUCUCUCUUCGGGGAUCUUCAGAGCGAGGCGAAGGAGGCGAGGGAAGUGGAGAAGGAAUUUUCUCUCUUCGGGGAUCUUCAGAGCGAGGCGAGGGAGUCGAGGGAGGUGAAAGCGGAGGAGGAGGUUUCUCUCUUCGGGGAUCUUCAGAGCGAGGCGAGGGAAGUGAAAGCGGAGGAGGAAUAUCCUGUCUUUGGGGAUCUUCAGAGUGAGGCGAAGGAGGCGAGGGAAGUGAAAGCGGAGGUGGAAUUUCCUGUCUUCGGGGAUCUCCAGAGCGAGGCGAGGGAGGUGAAAGCGGAGGAGGAGGUUUCUCUCUUCGGGGAUCUUCAGAGCGAGGCGAGGGAGGCGAGGGAAGUGAAAGCGGAGGAGGAAUAUCCUGUCUUCGGGGAUCUUCAGAGCGAGGCGAGGGAGGCGAGGGAAGUGAAAGCGGAGGAAGAGGUUUCUCUCUUCGGGGAUCUUCAGAGCGAGGCGAAGGAGGCGAGGGAAGUGGAGAAGGAAUUUUCUCUCUUCGGGGAUCUUCAGAGCGAGGCGAGGGAAGUGAAAGCGGAGGAGGAAUAUCCUGUCUUCGGGGAUCUUCAGAGCGAGGCGAGGGAGGCGAGGGAAGUGAAAGCGGAGGAAUUUCCUGUCUUCGGGGAUCUCCAGAGCGAGGCGAGGGAGGCGAGGGAGGUGAAAGCGGAGGAGGAGGUUUCUGUCUUCGGGGAUCUUCAGAGCGAGGCGAGGGAGGCGAGGGAAGUGAAAGCGGAGGAGGAAUAUCCUGUCUUCGGGGAUCUUCAGAGAUACCCCGAGGAUACCCCGUCGGGAGCGCCAUUUCCGGCCGAGGGACACGGGCACGGGCGUUCGCUAGACCGGGACACCGAGGCAACGCGUGUCAUUCCCGAAGGUGUCAUAUCCCAGUGUCAUUCCCCACACAUGUCAUGUCAUUCACCAAAUGUGUCAUGUCAUUCCCCAAACCUGUAUGAGUUAUGUUAUGUUGAGUUAUGUUGUGUUAUGAGUUAUGAUAUGAAUUAUGAUUGUUAUGAGUUAUGUUAUGUUGAGUUAUGCUGUGUUAUGAGUUAUGAGUUGGAGUUAUGUUAUGAAUUAUGUUAUGAGUUAUGUUAUGAGGGUCAUCCACAGGGAAACGAGCUAGGUGCCCAUGUAGCCCGAGUUGGCGAUCCUGGAUUAUGCAAAGAACAGGUCCCACGUCAGUCUCAAGGUGUAGCCGUCCUCUAG